Molecule: messenger RNA, 1832 nt
Organism: Hemibagrus wyckioides
Lineage: Eukaryota; Metazoa; Chordata; Actinopteri; Siluriformes; Bagridae
Gene: riox1
Product: ribosomal oxygenase 1
Exons: 15
Coding region: 87-1694 (535 amino acids)
Cellular component (GO): nucleolus
Molecular function (GO): histone H3K4 demethylase activity; histone H3K36 demethylase activity
Source: RefSeq, a predicted model, not a curated record
AAGAAUCCAAUGGGAAGGUUAAGCGGGAGAGGAGGUGGGGAUUUUGGGAUCUGGCAACCUUGUCUCGUGUUGGUGCUUGUGGCAGCAUGGAGAGAAACAAGUCCGCGUUUGCUUAUUACCAGUCAUUAAAAGAAAAGACAGCAGAUACACAGCAGGCCUCAAUUUCCCCAGCAAAGAAAAAAAAGAAGAGGAAGCAGAAUGGAUUACAACCUACCAUGAGUGCCAAGAAAAAGACAAAGGAGGAGAAAAACCAUGAUGAGCCUGUCAGUGAGCAGCAGCAGCAGCCGUCGAACGGGACCGAUCGUGUGAGCAGUGACGCACUUCACACACUUCUCACCGAACUGGCUAAUGUGGACAACAGCAGGGAGCGAGCGAACAUGCUGUUUCAGUGGCUCAUUUAUCCUGUUGCAGCCAAAACCUUUUUCAGGGAUAAUUGGGAGAAGAAGCCCCUAUUGAUCAGACGCCAGAAUCCACACUACUAUGAUGGCCUUUUCUCAACCGCAGAGUUUGACCGCAUUUUGAGAAAUGAUGACGUCCAGUAUGGAGUGAACCUGGAUGUGACGAGUUACACAAACGGCAAGAGAGAGACACACAAUCCUCCAGGAAGAGCUCUGCCCUACUCCGUGUGGGAUUUCUAUGAGAGCGGCUGCUCGCUGAGGAUGCUGAACCCUCAGGCCUUCUCCUCUACUGUGUGGAACGUUCUGUCCAUCCUGCAGGAAAAGUUCGGGAGCAUGGCAGGAGCCAACAUGUACUUAACCCCAGCAGGAACACAGGGAUUCGCACCACAUUACGAUGAUAUCGAAGCGUUUAUUGUGCAGUUGGAAGGGAAGAAGCACUGGAGAGUGUAUAACCCACGAUCUGAAGAUGAGGUGUUAUCGCUUGUGUCGAGCCCUAAUUUCAGUCAGUCCGAGAUCGGAAAGCCCAUGCUGGAUGUGGUGCUAGAGCCGGGUGAUUUGCUGUAUUUUCCCCGUGGGGUUGUUCACCAGGGCGACUGCCUGCCGGACGCCCACUCGCUGCACAUCACCAUCUCCUCCUUCCAGAGGAACAGCUGGGGUGAUCUGCUGCUGAAGGUGAUGCCAGCGGCCUUGGAAAUGGCGACGGAGGAGGACGUAGAGUUUCGAAAGGGGCUGCCUCUGGAUUACCUCACCUUCAUGGGGGUACAGAACUCUGAUAAGGAAGAUCCACGCAGAGACAGAUUUCUGUCCCACAUUGAGGGUUUAAUGAAGAAGUUAGUGUCCUAUGCUCCAGUGGACGCCGCUGUGGAUCAGAAAGCACGCGAGUUUCUGCACGACUGCCUGCCACCUGUGCUGACUCCAGCAGAGACAGCGAGCAGUGUGUACGGCGCUCCUGUGAGAUUCGAGGAUGGAGAGGCCGUGGAUUUGAAAACGCAUAUAAAGCCUCAGACCAAGAUAAGACUCAUCCGCGCGGGAAUCGCCAGACUGUGCAGUGACGGUGAGGCUGUUCAUCUUCACUACACCACCGAGAACUCCAGAGUUUAUCACAAAGAGGAGCCCAAAAGCCUGGAGAUAAAUGCAGAGCACACAGACGCUGUAGAGUUCUUGAUCCACUCCUACCCGAAGUUUAUCUCCGUCUCGAGUUUACCCUGCGACUCCGCUGAAGAAAAGGUGUCCUUGGCAGAGACGCUGUUUUCAAAAGGACUGAUCCAAACAUCUGAACCUUUGAGCACGAAGUAAAGAGUUCAUCUAUUCGCCUGGAAUAAGUCUUUUGUUGGUCCCCUUUUCUUGGUUUUGUAAAAAUCGAGAUCAGGAUUAAAAGUUGUAAUUGACUGUUUGGUAUCUACAACCUUUGCAGUAAACAGUUAAACAUCUGAA